AUGUCUAUCCAAGUUUGUGCAGCAGCUCAAUCACCAAAUGCCAAGCCUGAAAUUAUUCGGCGGACAGCAAACUUCCCACCAAGCAUUUGGGGUGAUCGGUUUCUCAACUAUGAUUCCCAAGACAUUAUAACAAAUGCCCGGAACCAACAAGAAGUUAACGAGCUGAAAGAAGUAGUGAGGAGAGAAGUAUUAACAACUAGUGCAGGUGACUUUUCACAUCGGCUCAAGUUUAUUGAUGCAAUCCAGCGCCUUGGCGUGGCAUACCAUUUUGAAAGUGAAAUUGAAGAAGCAUUGGAGCGUAUGCAUGCUGCAUUCCGUGACCAUGAUGGAGAUCUAUACAACGUUGCUCUUGGUUUCCGGCUACUAAGACAACAUGGAUAUAAGGUUUCAUGUGAUGUGUUCAAGAAGUUCAAAGACGAAAAUGGCAGCUUCAAGGAAUGCUUAAUUGCCGAUGUUCCGGGGAUGCUAAGCCUUUAUGAAGCCGGGCAUCUAGGCGUACGGGGAGAAGAAAUACUAGAUGAAGCUCUUGCUUUCACCACCACUCACCUUGACUCUGCUGCAAAAGCUCAUGUAAGCUACGAACAUGCAGAACAAAUCACUCAAGCCUUGGAGAGACCUUUGCGAAAAGAUCUAGAAAGGGUAUGUGCCAGGCGUUACAUGUCAAUCUACCAAGAUGAAGCUUCACACAAUGAAGCUUUGUUGAAACUUGCGAAGUUAGACUUCAAUCUUGUUCAUUCUUUGCACAAAAAGGAGCUCAGUGAGAUUAAUAGGUGGUGGAAAGAAGUAGACUUUGAAAAGAAGCUGCCUUUCGCAAGAAGUAGGAUCGUGGAGUUGUACUUUUGGGUAGUCGGAGUAUACUUUGAACCCCAAAACGUCGAAGCAAGAAAAUUUCUUACAAAAGUUAUUGCGCUGGUAUCAGUGAUGGAUGAUAUCUACGACGCAUAUGCAACGUUUGAAGAACUUGAGAUCUUUACUGGAGCAAUUGAGAGGUGGGAUAUGAGUUGCAUAGAUGAACUCCCAGACUAUAUGCAAAUAUUUUAUCGUACCAUUUUGACUGUUGUCGAUGAAAUUGAGGAAGAGAUUGCAAAGGAUGGAAGAUCGUACCGAGUUUAUUAUGCAAAGGAAUCUUUGAAAGCUGUAGCCCGAGCUUACUUUGAGGAGGCCAGAUGGUUCAAUGAAGGAUACACCCCAACCAUGGAUGAGUAUCUACCUGCUGCAAUAGUUUCUAGUGGUUACCCCAUGCUUUCAACUGUAUCCUUACUUGGCAUGGGAGAUAUUGUAACAAAGGAGACAUUUGAGUGGCUGUUCAAUGACGCAAAAAUUGUUAGAGCUUCCGCGACCCUUUGUAGGUUCAUGGAUGAUAUUGUCACAGGCAAGUUUGAGAAAGAGAGAGGCCAUGUUGCCUGUAGUAUUGAUUGCUACGUGAAGCAAUAUGGGGUGUCGGAGCAAGAGGCACUUGAUGCUUUGAACAAGCAAGUGGUGGAUCUGUGGAAGGACAUAAACGAGGAGUUUCUCAGACCAACUGCAGCGCCAAUGGCUGUUCUAAUGAGAGUUCUUAAUUUAACAAAAGUGGUAGAUCUCCUUUACAAAGGUGACGAUGGCUACACGCGUGUUGGUAAAGUGGUGAAGGAUAAGAUUGCUUCACAUUUUAUUGAUCCAGUGCCAAUUAUAUGA
Molecule: messenger RNA, 1674 nt
Organism: Prunus dulcis (almond)
Lineage: Eukaryota; Viridiplantae; Streptophyta; Magnoliopsida; Rosales; Rosaceae
Product: (-)-alpha-pinene synthase-like
Exons: 7
Coding region: 1-1674 (557 amino acids)
Biological process (GO): diterpenoid biosynthetic process
Molecular function (GO): terpene synthase activity; magnesium ion binding
Source: RefSeq, a predicted model, not a curated record